AUACACACACGUGGGAAAGCAUCCUACGUUGGGCCUGAGUUUCACUUUGGGCACUCACACAGGGUUGAGCUUGUAAAGCACCAAAACCAUGGAAUAGUAUGUAUGUCUUAGACGCUAAGUGGGAGCUCACUGGAAAGUGAGGCUUCCCUCCCAGCAACAGUCACCCUCAUGUGACUCUGCUCUGGGUUCACACUUUUUCACACUCUCAUUCCGGUGAUCUCCAUGUCAGGUUACCACCCUCAACUGACAGAACAGGGAAACUGAGGCACACCAAGCAGUGCCCAGGAAACCCAGAACUGUCUGGCUUCCUGUCUUGAUAACAAAAUAGUCAUCAUCCUGGAAGUCAUCUGUGUAAAUAGGGGUGUGUCCCUUGCCCACUCUGGUCCUCAGUUUUUCUGUCUUUGGAGUGGCUUGGGUAAAUUUUCCAUCUUUCUUCAACAGUGACCGGAAUAGCGCUGGAUCACAGCAGGCACUCAGGACCUGCCUAGCUGAGGUUCACUGCUUUUGGGUUUUGUCUGGGUACUAGGCUCCAGGCUCUGGCAGCCCUACCUCCUUCUACAUUCCUCGAGGUAGGGGUUUUGAUCCUUGGGGUCUCUGGUCACCACAGGCACCUGCUCAUUGUCUCACAUACCCUUUCCCCCCAGAACUGCCAGCAGAGGAGCCAGCUGUUCCUGAAAUAGACCAGAGGAGGAGGGAAUGACCACUGGGCUCCUGGAUGUGGGGUUCCUGGAGCAAGUAACCUUUGAGGACGUGGUUGUGGACUUCACCAAGGAGGAGUGGGGACAGCUGACACCUGCCCAGAGGACCCUAUACUGUGAUGUGAUGCUGGAGACCUUGGGGCUCCUGGUCUCUGUGGAUUUGGAAACUAGAUUGAAAACCAAUCUGUCACCAGCAAAGCAAUACAGCUCUGAAGAACUGUCCAAUAAUGUCCUGGUAGAAAGGUUCCUGUGGGAUGGUCUGUGGGGCUCUAAGGGUGAAGAUGCUGAGGGGCAUCAGGAAAAGAGUUGUGCGACCCUUGAUGUCGGUGUGGUGCAGGCGGGCUUCACACCUGUGAAGACAUUUGUUCAGCAGCAACAUCCUGGGAUUGGGUUUGGGGAAAACUUUAGUCUAAGCCCCAAUCUCCCAGCUCAACCCAUGACUCCUGAAAGACCAGACUCUUACACGUGGGGAAUGCACAGAAAAAGGGAGAAUCCAAACUCAAAGUUAAAUGCACAACAGAAAACUUAUGCAAAAGAGAAACCCUACAGAUGUCAGGAGUGUGGAAAGGCCUUUAGUCACAGCUCGGCACUCAUCGAACACCACCGAACGCACACUGGAGAAAGACCUUACGAAUGUCAUGGAUGCGGAAAAGGGUUCCGAAACAGCUCGGCACUAACCAAACACCAGAGAAUCCACACUGGUGAGAAACCCUAUAAGUGCACUCACUGUGGGAAGACAUUUAAUCAAAUUGCCCCACUGAUCCAGCACCAGAGAACUCACACCGGUGAGAAGCCCUACGAGUGCAAUGAGUGUGGGAAAUCCUUUAGUUUUAGGUCCUCCUUCAGCCAACAUGAGCGGACUCACACAGGUGAGAAACCUUACGAAUGCAGUGAGUGUGGGAAGGCCUUCCGGCAAAGUAUCCACCUCACCCAGCACAUGCGAAUACACACAGGGGAGAAGCCUUACAACUGUCAUGAGUGUGGCAAGGCCUUCAGCCACAGCUCAUCCUUGACCAAGCACCAGCGAAUCCACACUGGUGAGAAGCCAUAUGAAUGUCAUCAGUGUGGAAAAGCCUUCACCCAGAUCACGCCACUGAUUCAGCAUCAAAGGACACACACGGGAGAAAAGCCCUAUGAGUGCAAUGACUGUGGAAAAGCCUUCAGCCAGAGCACACUCCUCACUGAGCAUCGUAGGAUUCACACAGGGGAGAAGCCUUAUGGGUGCAAUGAGUGUGGAAAAACCUUCAGCCACAGCUCAUCACUCAGCCAGCAUGAGCGGACACACACAGGAGAGAAGCCCUACGAGUGUAGUCAGUGUGGUAAGGCCUUCCGGCAGAGCACACACCUCAGUCAGCAUCAGAGAAUCCACACAGGGGAGAAACCCUAUGAGUGUAGUGACUGUGGCAGAGCCUUCACCCACAGCUCAUCCCUAACCAAACACCAACGAAUCCACACUGGGGAGAAGCCCUAUGAAUGUAAUGAAUGUGGCAGGGCCUUUAGCCAGCUUGCUCCUCUCAUUCAGCAUCAGCGGAUCCACACAGGAGAGAAGCCCUAUGAGUGUAAUGAGUGUGACAGAGCCUUCAGCCAGAGCUCCCUCCUCAUCGAACACCAGAGGAUCCACACCAAAGAAAAGCCCUAUGCAUGCAAUGAGUGUGGGAAGUCCUUCAGUCACAGCUCAUCCCUCAGCCAGCAUGAGAGGACACACACUGGGGAAAAGCCAUAUGACUGUCCAGAUUGUGGGAAAUCCUUUAGGCAGAGCACACAUCUCACUCAGCACCGGAGGAUCCACACAGGAGAAAGGCCUUAUGAGUGCAGGGACUGUGGGAAGGCCUUCACACACAGCUCCUCCCUGACCAACCACCAUAAGCGGACACACACAGGAGAGAAGCCCUACGAGUGUAGUCAGUGUGACAAAACCUUUUGGCACAGCACACACCUCAGUCAGCAUCAGAGAAUCCACACAGGGGAGAAACCCUAUGAGUGUAGUGACUGUGGCAGAGCCUUCACCCACAGCUCAUCCCUAACCAAUCACCAGCGAAUCCACACUGGGGAGAAGCCCUAUGAGUGUAAUGAAUGUGGCAGGGCCUUCAGACAGCUCGCUUCACUCAUUCAGCAUCAGAGGAUCCACACAGGAGAGAAGCCCUAUGAGUGUAAUGAAUGUGGCAGAGCCUUCAGCCAGAGCUCCCUCCUCAUCGAACACCAGAGGAUCCACACCAAAGAAAAGCCUUAUGCAUGCAAUGAGUGUGGGAAGUCCUUCAGUCACAGCUCAUCCCUCAGUCAGCAUGAGAGGACACACACUGGGGAAAAGCCAUAUGAAUGUCCAGAUUGUGGGAAAUCUUUCAAGCAGAGUACACAUCUCACUCAGCACCGGAGGAUCCACACAGGAGAAAGGCCUUAUGAGUGCAGGGACUGUGGGAAGGCCUUCACACACAGCUCCUCCCUGACCAAGCACCAGAGAACUCAUACUGGGUAGAGACACUCUACAUGAGUUGAGUCAUAGGAAGCCUUAAACCAUAGUUCAUCCCUUCCUACACAUGACCCCAAUCAUACUCAUGAGCAAGAUGGCAUGCACAUGCCUUUACACGCAGUACCCUCCUCAGAUCAUGCUAACAGUAGGGAAAUGGGAUGAUCAAUGUUGAGGACCUUUAGCCAUGAGCAUCCAUUAACAUAGAACCCACAGAAGAGAAGUGGGAAAAUGCAGUAGAUAUGGGCAUGACUUCUGUCCAUGGAUACACAAGAUUCCAAACCAGAAAUUUCCAAUUGGUGAAAACCCAACAACUGUCUUUUAUAUAAAAGAACCAAGUGCAGUGAGACUUUACCAUUAUUGUACAUUACAUUCUUUGGGUUGGGGAUUAUUUAUGAAUGGUGCAGACUGACUCUGAUACUCCUUAAAAACUGUAUGGCAGAGUGUUCCACACAUAUGAGUGACACCUGUUUGGAAUCACUGCAUACUCAAUUGUCUCAGUAUGAAGUUUGCUGAUUUGUGUAUAAAUCACUUAUCUGGUCAAGAACACAUCUAAUGUUUGAGUUCUCCUUGCAAUAUUCAUACCAAUUGGGAAACCACCAAGUUCUGAAUGCUAGUAAUGAUGUUACCAAUUUCCCUUGACUUCUGUUACCUGAUAGCAUCUAUGCUUUUUUUCUAGUUUUGUUUCAUACAUCAUCAAAACAAAUCUAAUGUAUUCUAUUCUCCUACUAGAAUGCUUUUUCCCCCACCUUAACAAGAAACAAUCAUACCAAUAUUUUAAAAAUCAAAUUAAAUUUUAUCUCUUAAGGUACAUGGCAAGGAGUCUCAGAUUUGAAUUCCAUGUGACAAAGUAUCUGUACUAUAAACUGGUUUAAGUUACUUAUCUGCAUUCUUUUGCAAUAAAUCCUUUUCAGUAGG
Molecule: messenger RNA, 4080 nt
Organism: Miniopterus natalensis
Lineage: Eukaryota; Metazoa; Chordata; Mammalia; Chiroptera; Miniopteridae
Source: RefSeq, a predicted model, not a curated record